AUGCGCCUGCGUUGCACACCGAGCCUUUCGCACCAGCGAAGCCGAAGCCUCGGCCUCGGCGUCGCGACCCGUUGCUUCGGCGCGGAAGGUCGAUUGCACACGCGGCUGCGACUUCAACAAAACCGCACCGCUGGAGAGGCGGAGGACUUGCAGCGGCAGCGGCAGCUGAGCGAGGCGUCCCGGCGGGCCAUGUCGAUCGACUACUGCCGAGAACAAGGCAGUAAUGCCAUGAUGCGCUGGCUCCGCGGCACGCCCAUCGACGUGAAUUACGACUUCCGCCGCUGGCGCAAGCAUCAGGUGGCCACGCGCCAUAUCCUUCUUUGGUCGCCGCGCAAUGCCUUGAGGUGGGAUUUGCUGCGACGACUUCUCUUCCCGGACCUGGCCUGGCUUGGGCUGAACAGCAGCCUCCUAUGCCUCUACAAUGUACAUUUGAUGGCCACGGCUUCACCAAUACUCUCAGUGCCCUUAGUGACGGUGACCAUGCCCUCCUUCGCCUUGGGUCUACUGAUCACCUUCAAGACGCAGAGUGGGUAUGAGCGCUUCAUUGAAGGGCGGACGUUGUGGGAACAUCUUCUGAGAGAGAGCCGGGCCCUUUGUAGCCGCAUCUUGCUGCGGGUGCCCAGCAGCAACGGGACCUUGUGCACGCCGGUCUUCGAAGCGCAGCGCAGGGCGGUGAAGCUCGUGACCUGCUUUCCCGUGGCCUUGAAGUAUCACCUCACUGAGGAUGGGUGCAAUCCCCACAUUCAGCUAGGUGAUCGUGCUCGGGAGGAGGAGGUGCAACGCGCCACGACGCGUGCCUUCCAGGCGGAGUUGGGACGGAUUUGGGACAUGACCUGCCCGGAAGAGCGCGCGAUCGUGGAUCGGAUCCUGACGAGCGCGGCGAAUCGGCCGCUGCAGAUCUUGCAUGAGCUCCAGCAUUUGAAUAGCUCUGUCUUCUCGGUGGCCAAGUUAGGCGGCUUGGACCCGCCUGCCGCCAAUGAGCUGGAUCGCAGCAUUAUGAAGUUGCACAACGUGUUGGGUGCCUGCGAGAAGAUCUUGCGCACGCCCAUCUACACGCCCUACACGCGGUUUACCAGUCGCUUUCUGUUUGUGUGGUGCAAUGCCCUGCCGGUGGCCAUGUUUCCCUUGCUCGGCCCGACCUUGACCGUUCCCAUCACCUUGGUGAUUUCCUUCUUCAUGCUCGGCAUCGAAGACAUCGGCAGCCGGGUUGAGCAGCCCUUCGAUGUGCUGCCGCUGUGGCAGUACUGCGAAGACAUCGAAAACUCCUGCAACCAACUCUUAGAGCACAGUCGCAUGCUAGGGCGCCUGCCCGAGCACACAGAGUCGUUGGAGAAUGCCAUGUUGAGGCAGCAGUUAGGCCCAUUUGUGAGCAGCAUCUCAGUGUGA
Molecule: messenger RNA, 1386 nt
Organism: Durusdinium trenchii
Lineage: Eukaryota; Dinophyceae; Suessiales; Symbiodiniaceae
Source: the annotation of a GenBank genome assembly